CUGCUCCAGGAAUCAUGAAGGAGGAGGAAGCUCCAAGGGGUGCUUCUCAGACCUGCAGGCCAGAGGAGACCACUUGGAAACGAAGCUGUUUAUUUUAACUUUUAGCUCAAAGGAUGAAGAGAGAGGGCAUUGUCUUCCAUUGAAAGAUGCCGAAAAUUCAUUAAAAAAAAACACCAAAAAACAAAAAACAAAAAACCUGAGCGUGGUCAGAUGUUUAAAGUAAGGCCCGGAGUUUCCAGCACGCUCUGAAGUGCCGGCAGAACGCGAGUGCAACGGGGAACCUGUGCUGGGGAAGGGCGGGCGUAGGAGCCCUAUCAGCAGUUAAGAGGACAGGCGGGGGAGGCAUCCAUCCGUUUAAUGCCCAGUCACUUCGGGGUGCCGCAGAGUCGCCCGAAAUCUUCCCGCCGGGAACCUGCAGGUCCAACGCACCUGGAGGAAGCUCCGGGUCCACGCCCAGAGGGCGCUGCAGACUGGCGGCCACAGUCCAGGAUCAACUACCUCCCUUCCAGCCCCUCUCCCGGACAGCUCCUCAAUGCCCUGGGCCAGGACGGAAGCGGGUGCACCCGGGCCCCCACUACCCGGGAGCGGCGGAGCUGAAACACCGGGAACCCCGAACCGCAGGGCCCGCGGCUCAGGAGACCAGCGAGACUCUAACCCGGAGGCGGAGCUCGGCGGGAGAGGUGCCGGCAGGAGCGGAGCUGAGUCGGAAGGAAUCCAGCAGUAGACAGUGGACUACGGCCGGCGGACGCCACAGCCCCAUCCCAGGACAGCCAUACACGGGGCAUCGUCCAAGGGAGUCGAGCGCAGCGCACCCGGAGGUGCCGGCUCCAAGCUCCGAGCAUCCGCGCAGAGCCGACCCGCGCAGCCCGCCGCGCCCCGCCGCCGGUCCGGACAGCAUGAGGCGCCCGGCGCUCUGCUUCUGGCUCUGCGCUCUGGCGCUGCGCCUGCAGCCGGUCCUCCCGCAAAUCCUGGCAACGAAUGUGCCACCCGAAGAUCAGGAUGGCUCCGGGGACGACUCUGACAACUUCUCUGGCUCGGGUGCAGGUGCUCUGCAAGACAUCAUCUUGUCCCAGCGGACCCCCUCCACCUGGAAGGACCUGGCACUGCUGACGGCCACGCCCACAGCUCCAGAGCCCACGGACAUCGGUCCCGUCACUGCCUCCACCUCCACCCUGCCAGCCGUUGAGGAGGACAAGGAGAGAGACACGGUGUUUCUGGCCAAGGUGGAGCCUGGCUUUACCCCCGAGGAGAAGACUGCCCUCCCACCCAGUGAGACCACGCCACACCCAACCACCCACCGGGUAUCAACAACAAGAGCCACCACUGCCCAGGCACCUGUCACCUCCCAUCUCCACCAAGACAUGCAGCCUGACCACCCUAAGACUUCAGCUCCCAAAGGAGCUGGCCAGCUCGACCCUCACAUGCCCAGCGUGGAGGACGGGGGUCCUUCUGCCACCGAAAGAGCAGCUGAGGAGGAAACUGCCACCCACUUCUCAGCGGGGGAGGGCUCUGGGGAACAGGACUUCACCUUCGAUGUGUCCGGGGAGAUCACAGCUGAGCCUGUUCUGGAAGUCGGCCCUCGGAAUGGGCCCCAGCCGGAUCCCGGGGCCUCCCAAGGCCUCCUGGACAGGAAGGAAGUGCUGGGAGGGGUCAUCGCCGGAGGCCUGGUGGGGCUCAUCGUUGCCGUGUGCCUGGUGGGCUUCAUGCUGUACCGAAUGAAGAAGAAGGACGAGGGCAGCUACUCCUUGGAGGAGCCGAAACAAGCCAACGGUGGGGCCUACCAGAAACCCAGCAAGCAGGAGGAGUUCUACGCCUGACGGGAGCGGUCCUCCCCCGCCCCCCGCCACUCGCCAGGCCCCCACUUGCCUCUUCCGUGAAGAACUGCAGGCCCCGUGUCCCCUGGGGCCGUGCCACCUCCCCAACACUCCCAGUCCCUCCAGACCACUCCCUGCAGAGUUCUGGGGCAGGCUGGGGGCUCGCCUCUGCUUCUUUGACUUCUUCCCGGAGACUGGGGCGCGAGGGCUUUCCGCAUCUGACCUUCCCACCGCAGCCAGCACCUGGCAUUGUGCCAUUCUGACUCAGUUUCUCCACCCUGGAACAACUGCUUUGGACCUGGCCAGCUCGCAGUGUCCGGGAGACGCUGGGGCCGAGAGCUGACACGUUGGUGGCACUUGGUGGUGGAGAUGGACAGGCUCUACGGCGUGGAUGGCUGAGUGGCGGGGAGAGGCGUUCGGGGCUCCACCCGAGUCCACAGUUUUGUGGGGAGGUCUAACUUAGAUGCCAACUUGUUUUUGCACAUGUUUUCUCUAGUUUCUUUGUUCAUAGCCCAGUAGACUUUGUUACUUUUGAGGUAAGUUAAAUUGAUUUGGUUAAUCUCCCAUCUUGCUUCCCUAAUCUACGGUCAGGAUGCAGCAUCAGGGUUAAGAAGACUUUUUUUAAAACUAGGAGAACCAAAUCUGGAAGCCAACAUAGUGUGUGUGUUGUCUCCUGAGUUUGUCACUCACGUGUGCAACAGGGUAUGGAAUGUCUGGGUGGCCCCGGCGGCGGUCCAGCCGGCCUCGGCUGCCAUGGGCAGUCACUUCUUUUGAGCUGGCGUGCCUGUGUCCAUGAACCCAGGGCCGGGGCCUGGGCCUGGGCUGCUGCGACAUUGAGGAGCCCACGUGAGAUUUGAGUUCUGGGACCUCAGGCUGGGGACAGAGAUGACUGGGCUGAGAGGUGGCAGUGGGCCCAGAGAAUCUCCCACAGAGCGAGUUCUUCCUUUGACACCAUCUCUGGAGACACUUUCUCCUGGCAGGUGGCGAGAGGGGUCCCGGCACACCUGGCACUGAGCUGCUCCCCAAAGGACCAGGCUCACCUUUGAUUAGCUCCUGUGGCCCCGUCUGGGUCUGGAAUCAGGAAUUUUCCAAAGAGUGAUAGUCUUUUGCUUUUGGCAAAACUCUACUUAAUCCAAUGGGUUUUUCCCUGUACAGUAGCUUCUUCAAAUGUAAUAAACUUUAAUAUAAAGUAGUCACGUGAACUCUGCUGCCUUUGCCUCUCUGCCAGCCCGGUGGAUGUGACCAGCCUUCUCUCUGAACACAGCGAUACCGUGACGCGGAGCACUGGCCUUCCUCAUCCCUGCGGGGAGGGACUCUGGGGCCAGAGUCUCUCUGGUAGGUUGGUUUUUUGCCUCUGCUAAUGGUCUUCAGCAGGUCAGCAGGUUCAGCCAAGGUCGUGCAAGCCCUGACGCCAGUGUCUCUGUCCCCAAGCUCAAAGCACCGUCUCCCAAACGGUUAGUGAAGCUGUGAGGCCCCAGCACAGCCUGGCCUGAGGCCUCAGGCCCACAAAGGGCAGAGCCGAGGCCCACCCCUCAGACACCUUUGUAGGAGCAGAGGCCCCCAGCCUAGGGCCUUCUGGGAACUCCUGUCUCUAUUUAAUUUGACAACGUUCCAGCUUUUCCGUUGGCCACUCCGAGGAGGGGGACAUCUGUGACUCAGACACACUGCCAAUGAAGGGAACCUGUGCCCCGUGUUCAAUGCUGGGACUUUCUGCCCAGAACAUAUGACUGGACAUGACUCGGGGAUGGGAAAGGGGUCUGCGACCGUGCUCAUCCCCGCUGGUCCCUGGGACAGUGCCAAGCCUGUGGCCGGGCCCAUUCAUGUCACUUGAAUAAAUGGUACUUGUUACUCUGG
This is a messenger RNA of Artibeus jamaicensis (Jamaican fruit-eating bat), 3668 nucleotides long. RefSeq names its product syndecan 1 (gene SDC1). Lineage: Eukaryota; Metazoa; Chordata; Mammalia; Chiroptera; Phyllostomidae. Gene Ontology annotation, biological process: cell migration. The transcript is spliced from 6 exons. The record is from RefSeq and is a predicted model, not a curated record. Bases 897 to 1817 code for a protein of 306 amino acids. Gene Ontology annotation, cellular component: membrane; cell surface.